AUGUUCGGCCCCGGAGUGGAAGUGAAGUCGACGCCUCCGAUUCUCACAGCGCGACUAACGUUAGCUGACUCCACCUCAGUACUUUAUUUCCUGUCACCAAACUGUCCUCCGACCGUCAGCAUCGGCUCCAACGCGACACACUCAGCUCCUAAUAUAACGACGUACGCUGUCACCUUUCCACUGGUUUAUAUUUGCAGUGAUCUGGUUUCUGAAUCACAGCAGAAACAAACCAAAACCAGGUCCCUCCAGGUUCAGGUCUGCAGGUUCAGGUCCCUCCAGGUUCAGGUCUUCAGGUUCAGGUCCCUCCAGGUUCAGGUCUGCAGGUUCAGGUCCCUCCAGGUUCAGGUCUUCAGGUUCAGGUCCCUCCAGGUUCAGGUCCCUCCAGGUUCAGGUCCCUCCAGGUUCAGGUCUGCAGGUUCAGGUCUGCAGGUUCAGGUCCCUCCAGGUUCAGGUCUGCAGGUUCAGGUCCCUCCAGGUUCAGGUCUGCAGGUUCAGGUCCCUCCAGGUUCAGGUCUGCAGGUUCAGGUCCCUCCAGGUUCAGGUCUGCAGGUUCAGGUCCCUCCAGGUUCAGGUCUGCAGGUUCAGGUCCCUCCAGGUUCAGGUCCCUCCAGGUUCAGGUCUGCAGGUUCAGGUCUUCAGGUUCAGGUCCCUCCAGGUUUAGGUCUGCAGGUUCAGGUCUGCAGGUUCAGGUCUUCAGGUUCAGGUCCCUCCAGGUUCAGGUCUGCAGGUUCCUGUGGUGGAAAUGAGCUGUUUACUCUGCUGACUCAGUCUCAGUGUUUUCCACUGAUCUGGGUUCAGCCUGUGGUUGCUCUUCCUCAGAGUUCAAGAGGGUGUUAA
Molecule: messenger RNA, 837 nt
Organism: Dicentrarchus labrax (European seabass)
Lineage: Eukaryota; Metazoa; Chordata; Actinopteri; Moronidae
Exons: 6
Coding region: 1-837 (278 amino acids)
Source: RefSeq, a predicted model, not a curated record